GAAAGAGAGAGAGAGAGAGGACACAGUCAGAUCAACCAGUAAUCACCAUCGGGUCUCACACUGCCAUGGUCUCCGCUCGCAAAACCAACAACGGCGCUUCCUAUUUUCCACCCGGAGUGAAACUUUAAAGUCCCCCCCCCCUAUCCCCCCCCUCCUCCUUAAAAAAAAAAAAAAAAAAAGAAGCCAUGCUGCUGGACGCUACAACAACCCCGCGGAUAUAAACGACUCCGAGGGAGCAGAAAGUAGCUACCACCACCACACCACCGACACCACAAAGAAGAAGCAGGGGUUCUUUUUUUCUUCUUCACGCCCGGAGGGAAAGACGGCAUCCGGCCUGAGAAGAAGCUCCGAGGUCGGGGACUCCGGUCGGAGCAACGCUCAUCGUUUCUGGCCUCCCCUUCCCGAGAGCUCCAUGGAGAAGAUGAAGCGGUUCAAGCGACGUCUCUCUCAGACGCUAAGAGGCAGCCACACCAUCGACGAGUCGCUGUCUGAGCUGGCCGAGCAGAUGACCAUCGAGGAGAACGGCCUGAAGGACAGCGAGCCCAUAGUGAGGAAUGGUCGUCCUCCAUCAGCCCACAGCGUUCACUCCUUCCUACAUCAGUACACAGGCUCCUUUAAAAAGCCGCCGCUGCGACGGCCGCAGAGCGUCAUCGGUGGAGGCCUGGGCUCUCUCAUGGUCAUGCCUCGCAACGGCAGUCGCCUCGAUAUCGUCCAUGAGAACCUGAAAAUGGGGUCAGACGGGGAAAGCGACCAGGCGUCAGGAACUUCCUCUGAUGAGGUGCAGUCGCCCACGGGUGUUUGUCUGAGAAACAGAGGGAACCGACGCAUCUCUGCGGAGGACCUGAACAAACGUCUGUCCCUGCCGGCUGAUAUCCGGAUACCUGACGGUUACCUGGAGAAGCUGCAGCUGAGCAGCCCGCCCUUCGACCAGCCGCUGAGCCGACGCUCCCGAAGAGCGUCACUGUCAGAAAUUGGAUUCGGGAAGCUGGAGACCUAUAUCAAACUGGACAAACUGGGGGAGGGUACGUACGCUACAGUGUUCAAGGGGAGGAGUAAGCUGACAGACAACCUUGUAGCGCUAAAAGAGAUCAGGCUGGAGCAUGAGGAGGGGGCACCGUGCACGGCUAUCCGAGAAGUGUCGUUACUGAAGGACCUAAAACACGCCAACAUUGUGACGCUGCAUGACAUCGUCCACACAGACAAGUCGCUCACACUGGUCUUUGAGUACCUGGACAAAGACCUCAAGCAGUACAUGGACGACUGCGGGAACAUCCUGAGCAUGCAGAAUGUCAAGAUUUUUCUAUUCCAGAUCCUGCGAGGCUUGGCGUACUGUCACAGACGGAAAGUUCUCCACAGAGACUUGAAGCCCCAGAAUCUGCUCAUCAACGACAGAGGGGAGCUCAAACUGGCUGACUUUGGCCUGGCGAGGGCCAAGUCUGUGCCCACUAAAACAUACUCUAACGAGGUGGUAACACUUUGGUAUCGGCCUCCUGACGUGCUGCUGGGCUCCUCCGAGUACUCCACGCAGAUAGACAUGUGGGGUGUGGGCUGUAUAUUCUACGAGAUGGCUGCUGGCAGGCCCCUGUUCCCAGGCUCCACCGUGGAGGACGAGCUGCACCUCAUCUUCAGGCUGCUAGGCACUCCCACAGAAGACAGCUGGCCUGGGAUAUCCUCUAUCGAAGAGUUCAAAUCCUACAAGUUCCCCAAGUACAAGCCCCAGCCGCUCAUUAAUCACGCACCCAGGUUGGACACCGAUGGCAUCGACCUGUUGAUGUCAUUCCUAAAAUAUGAAUCAAAAAAGAGGAUCUCUGCUGAUGAAGCAAUGAGACAGCCGUACUUCAGGAGCCUGGGGCCACGUGUGCACACACUGCCAGAGAACAUAUCCAUAUUCACACUGAAGGAGGUCCAGCUGCAGAGAGAUCCCGGCUACCGGAACUCAUCGUACCCCGAGUCAGGCAACGGAAAGAGCAGAAGGCAAAGCAUGCUGUUUUAGAUUCUCUGGACUGUAUUUUUUUUUUAUUAUUAUUUGGGAAGGAUCUCCUAGCUGUACAGUCUCGCCGAUGGAUCAGUAACCUGAGAUGGAUGUUGGCGUGGAGCACCAUCAUCAUCAUCAUCAUCAUGACUCCCACCACUCCCACUCCCCCAACCACUUGGGGUACUUGUCCACAGUGCGAACCCCCUCCCAGGUUUAGCCUGAACCUGGCCCAAAAGAGACAUUUAUAUACUGUACAUCUAUAUUUAUUGAGAAGAGAAUUUGCUGCUAAAUCCAACUACUGUCUAGAAUUCUAACUGGCUCAGUCACUUUAAUGAGUACAUGCAAUGUGUAUAGAUUUUUAAAUUUUUUUUUUUUUUUUUGAAGUGGUGAUAUUUUUAGUGAUUAUUUUUUGUCAUUAUUUCCAUUUUCAUACAUAAAAACUCCACCUCAAAGCUCUUCAGUGUGUGUAGGUGUGUAAGGCGCACAGACAAACAGAGAGAAAUGUUUCUGUAGCAGCUCAAAAAGAUUUUUUUUUUUUUUUUUUGAUUUUCUGUCUCUGUUGCCACGAUGCUGUUUCUCAGCAGGCACCCAUCAUUUGUGACCAUUAACUCUGAAGGUUUUUGAGGCCAACUUUGAUGUAACUGAUAAUUUUACCCUAAGUGGAGGCUAAUAUGAGAGCAGUGCUGCCAAGCUUGGUGAAAACAGAUCACAUCCUUGUCAGACGCUGGCAUAUCAUUCCAGGAUGCUGUGGUCUCUGUUGUGACCAAUGAACAAAUGCAGGGGGAAAAGAAGGCAAAGUAGAAUUAACAUGGGCAAUAUAGAGAUGGUUACGCCUCCUAAAUUCUUCAGAAAACCUAAAUAUUUAACUGCAGUGACCGGCCUCCUCGUCCUUGUUCUUUUUCCACCUCAAGUCUCCUCCGAUCUGUUACAAAGAAAAGGUGCAAAGUGAAGUUGGUGUUCUCCUUGCUGCCAUUCCCAUCUCCAUCAACUGUUUAAAAAAAAAACAAACAAAAAAAAAAUCCUUUUUUUCUGGAUUGCCUCCAUUAUUGUGUUGCAUGCCUGCUCUGUUGUAUGAGGAAGCACACAGCCACUGAACUCCUAAUUCAGGGAGAACUAGCUAUAGUCCUGCCCCUAGUGAAUACGAUACUGAGUCACAGUCUAUUUAACAGUGUUACAAGAUAUGUUUUGUAUGAUAUUCUUUAACUUUAUUUGUGGAUAAUUGUUAUUGGUGUGGGAUUCCGUUGCAGAUGCCCUCCCAUGAGUUUUUUUUUUUUUUUUUCCAGAGUAAAAAUUAAAUUUAAAGUUUAAACAGAAA
Molecule: messenger RNA, 3290 nt
Organism: Thunnus maccoyii (southern bluefin tuna)
Lineage: Eukaryota; Metazoa; Chordata; Actinopteri; Scombriformes; Scombridae
Product: cyclin-dependent kinase 17-like
Exons: 17
Coding region: 413-1993 (526 amino acids)
Biological process (GO): protein phosphorylation
Cellular component (GO): cytoplasm; nucleus
Molecular function (GO): ATP binding; protein kinase activity
Source: RefSeq, a predicted model, not a curated record